Molecule: messenger RNA, 1263 nt
Organism: Lodderomyces orthopsilosis Co 90-125
Lineage: Eukaryota; Fungi; Ascomycota; Pichiomycetes; Serinales; Debaryomycetaceae
Gene: ARP3
Product: actin-related protein 3
Exons: 1
Coding region: 1-1263 (420 amino acids)
Biological process (GO): Arp2/3 complex-mediated actin nucleation
Cellular component (GO): actin cortical patch; Arp2/3 protein complex
Molecular function (GO): actin filament binding
Source: RefSeq, a predicted model, not a curated record
AUGAGUUUAGGAACCCCAGCAGUUGUAAUGGACAAUGGUACAGGGUUAACCAAGUUAGGGUUUGCCGGUAACGACGCUCCUUCAUUCAUUUUCCCAACAGCCAUUGCUACAUCAUCUGCCUCUUCCAAAGCCAACAAAACUACAAUCCGUUCGUCGAAUUUAUCCUCCAAAAGAGGGUUGGAGGAUUUGGAUUUUUACAUAGGUGACGAAGCACUUGAAGCUGCCAGUGGACCACAAUAUGGGUUGCAUUACCCUAUCCGACACGGUCAAAUUGAAGAUUGGGAUCAAAUGGAGAGGUUUUGGGAAAGUUCGAUUUUCAAGUAUUUGAGGUGUGAACCAGAGGAUCAUUACUUUUUAUUGACCGAACCUCCAUUGAACCCACCCGAAAAUAGAGAAAGCACUGCUGAAAUUAUGUUUGAAAGUUUCAAUUGCGCUGGAUUGUAUAUUGCUGUACAAGCAGUCCUAGCAUUAGCAGCUUCAUGGACAUCUCCUAAAGUGCAGGAUAGGUCAUUGAGUGGAACAGUUAUUGACUCUGGUGAUGGUGUCACCCAUGUUAUUCCAGUCGCAGAAGGUUACGUGAUAGGUGCCGCUAUUAAAAAUAUACCAUUAGCUGGUAGAGAUAUAACAUUGUUUAUUCAACAAUUGUUGAGAGAUAGAGGUGAAACAGACACCAGUUUGCAAACUGCCGAGAGAAUCAAGCAACAAUUUUGUUACGUUUGUCCUGACAUUGUUCAGGAAUUCACCAAGUUUGACCAAUAUCCACAGGAGAAAUUUGCCCAGUACAUUGUUGAAUACACUGACAGGAACAAAAAUAAAACGGUUGAUGUUGGGUAUGAAAGAUUCUUAGCACCAGAAAUUUUUUUUAACCCCGAGAUUUGCUCGUCUGACUUUCUCACUCCAUUGCCUAUUGUUGUCGAUCAGGUAAUACAAGCAUCACCAAUUGAUGUCAGAAAAAAGUUGUACAAGAACAUUGUCUUAUCUGGUGGAUCAACAAUGUUUAAAGAUUUCGGUAAAAGAUUACAAAGAGAUUUGAAAUCGAUAGUCAAGGAGAGGGUUGGUUUGAGUGAAAAGUUGAGUGGAGUUCAAAGCAGUGGGGUGGACGUGCAAGUUAUUUCUCAUAAGAAACAAAGAAAUGCAGUUUGGUUUGGAGGAAGCUUGUUAGCUCAAACUUCCGAAUUCAAAAGCUUUUGCUACACCAAGAGUGACUACGACGAAUAUGGACCAAGCAUUGUAAGAAAUUUCUCCUUGUUCUCUGUGCCUUAA